GAUUGGCUGGCUGGGGCGCAGCUUGAUGGCGUCGGGCUGGCGAGCCGCUGUCCCGGCGGCGGCACCCGGGCGAAGGCCGCUUGUGUGAGGGGUCGGCUGGCGCAAGCGUGCGGUGGCCUCGAGGAGUGGGAAGCGAAGGGAGGAGCCCUCCCUCCACGUCGCCAUGAGCUUCCUGAUCGACUCCAGCAUCAUGGUUACCUCCCAGCAGAUGAUCUCGACUCUGACUUAAUCAACCAAAGUGAAGCCCAAAAAUACUUUUUUUUGGAUUUGGGUGGCUUUUCUUCAUGCGUCAAUUGUUUAAGGACUAUGAGGUGCGUCAGUAUGUUGUGCAGGUGAUCUUCUCUGUGACUUUUGCAUUUUCUUGCACCAUGUUUGAGCUCAUCAUCUUUGAAAUCUUAGGAGUAUUGAAUAGCAGCUCCCGUUAUUUUCACUGGAAAAUUAACCUGUGUGUAAUUCUGCUGAUUCUGGUUUUCAUGGUGCCUUUUUACAUUGGCUACUUUAUAGUGAGCAACAUCCGACUAUUCAUGUCUCCUCUAUCUUAGUGCAUAAACAACGACUGCUUUUUUCCUGUCUCUUAUGGUUGACCUUUAUGUAUUUCUUCUGGAAAUUAGGAGAUCCAUUUCCCAUUCUCAGCCCAAAACAUGGAAUCUUAUCCAUAGAACAGCUCAUCAGUCGGGUCGGUGUGAUUGGUGUGACUCUCAUGGCCCUCCUUUCUGGAUUUGGUGCUGUCAACUGCCCAUACACCUACAUGUCCUACUUCCUCAGGAAUGUGACUGACACUGAUAUUCUAGCCCUGGAACGGCGACUGCUCCAAACAAUGGAUAUGAUCAUAAGUAAAAAGAAAAGGAUGGCAAUGGCACGGAGAACUAUGUUCCAGAAAGGGGAGGUGCAUAAUAAACCAUCAGGAUUCUGGGGAAUGAUAAGAAGUGUUACCACCUCAGCUCCAGGAAGUGAAAAUCUUACUCUUAUUCAACAAGAAGUGGAUGCUUUGGAAGAACUAAGCAGGCAGCUUUUUCUGGAAACAGCUGAUCUAUAUGCUACCAAGGAGAGAAUAGAAUACUCCAAAACUUUCAAGGGGAAAUAUUUUAAUUUCCUGGGUUAUUUUUUCUCUAUUUACUGUGUUUGGAAAAUUUUCAUGGCAACCAUCAAUAUCGUUUUUGAUCGAGUUGGGAAAACUGAUCCUGUUACAAGAGGCAUUGAGAUCACUGUGAAUUAUCUUGGAAUCCAAUUUGAUGUGAAGUUUUGGUCCCAACACAUUUCCUUCAUUCUUGUUGGAAUAAUCAUCGUGACAUCCAUCAGAGGAUUGCUAAUCACUCUUACCAAGUUCUUUUAUGCCAUCUCCAGCAGUAAGUCCUCCAAUGUCAUUGUCCUGCUAUUAGCACAGAUAAUGGGCAUGUACUUUGUCUCCUCUGUGCUUCUGAUCCGAAUGAGUAUGCCUCUAGAAUACCGCACCAUAAUCACUGAAGUCCUUGGAGAACUGCAGUUCAACUUCUAUCACCGUUGGUUUGAUGUGAUCUUCCUGGUCAGCGCUCUCUCCAGCAUACUAUUCCUUUAUUUGGCUCACAAACAGGCACCAGAGAAGCAUAUGGCACCUUGAACUCAGACCUGUUGCAGACUGUUAGAGGCCAGUGGUGUCAGAAUUUGGAUGUAAAAGGGAAAAAAAUGGAAGUGACCAGGGUCUGAUAUUUUUUAAACAAAAUGCUGUGGUAGCAUUUUUUACCUCCAGCACACUCCUUCCUCCUCAGAUGUGGUCAUGAGUAACACCAGCUAGAACACAAGGGGGAGGAGUAUCUCAAGGCAGAUGCUCUCAGCAGAGUGGUGCAAAUGCAAGAGGUAGAGGAGAAUGUGGAGAAACAGCCAAGAAAUUAGAGGGAAAAAAUACACUGGAACUCUGAGACAAGAGAUGUCUGUGGAAGCUGGGCCAGACACAUAGGACUUCUGUUUUAAGGUUCACACAGAGAAGGUUAUGGCUUGCUCUUGAAAUUGAUCAUCAUUAAAAUCAAAGAUUUUGACA
Carlito syrichta (Philippine tarsier) is the source of this 2014-nucleotide messenger RNA. RefSeq names its product Golgi pH regulator. Gene Ontology annotation, biological process: intracellular pH reduction. Gene Ontology annotation, molecular function: voltage-gated monoatomic anion channel activity. The record is from RefSeq and is a predicted model, not a curated record. Lineage: Eukaryota; Metazoa; Chordata; Mammalia; Primates; Tarsiidae. Bases 590 to 1597 code for a protein of 335 amino acids. Gene Ontology annotation, cellular component: Golgi cisterna membrane. The transcript is spliced from 15 exons.